Trichoplusia ni (cabbage looper) is the source of this 7386-nucleotide messenger RNA. RefSeq names its product protein stoned-B-like. Gene Ontology annotation, molecular function: clathrin-cargo adaptor activity. The transcript is spliced from 15 exons. Gene Ontology annotation, cellular component: AP-2 adaptor complex; synaptic vesicle. NCBI's taxonomy places the organism in Eukaryota, Metazoa, Arthropoda, Insecta, Lepidoptera, Noctuidae. Gene Ontology annotation, biological process: synaptic vesicle endocytosis; regulation of endocytosis; clathrin-dependent endocytosis. Bases 355 to 6210 code for a protein of 1951 amino acids. The record is from RefSeq and is a predicted model, not a curated record.
UCGCUCCAGUCGGCUGCCAGCGCCCAGCAGGCGCCCCCGAGCGCAACCAACAGCUCGCCGCCGCGAACCGAGCCCACCGCGACUGUCCGUGUGUUGCGAUGAAGGUAUAGAGGCCCCCCAUCCGUAGCGCGAUAGUGUAAGCCUUAGCUGUAAGUAGCGGCGAGCAGAGGCCCGGUACGUGUCCUAGCUAGCCGCUCGGUGUCCGCCGCGCCCUCGUCGCGGCCUCGCCCGCUCACCGCUCACCGCUCCGGCUCCUCCUUGAGGAGUUGUUCAUUGCCAUGAAUCCGACUCAUCACUCACCUGCACGUUCCUACAUGACAUACCAACACGAAGCAUUAUUAGGAAACUCGUAUAAUGCUAAAACUACCAAAAGGUCUUAAAAAGAAGAAAAAGGGGAAAAAGUCGAAACGUAAAGGAGAGGAGGAGCUUUUCACCGAAGAGGAACUAGAAAAGUACAGAAGAGAACAUCAACAACAAAAUACAGAAAACGGUGAAGGUUCUGUCAAGGAAAAUGAAGAAUGGUCUAAAUUUAAAGAUUUGACAACUGGUGUCGAUUCUGUUCUAAAGAAAACUCAAGGAGAUCUAGACCGGAUCAAAUCUACUUCAUUUUUCCAACGAAUUCCACCAAAACAAGUUGAACCAGAGAAGAAAGAAGCUCCGCAGAGGCCCGUUGUUGAAGUCACAGAGGCUGAUUUCCCACAGCUUGUUCAGGCUUCAGCGGCAGAACUUGAUGACGCCGAUAAGAGUGAGUACGGAGUAACCGACGACGAAUCUGAAGAAGACGAUCAAGACGAUAUCUUUGAUACCUCUUAUGUGGAUGCAGUUGAGCGUGGAGAGGUAAAGCUCGCUUAUGUUCCUGAUUCACCAGAAGAGUUCCAGGAUGAUGAUAUAUUUGACACUUCGCACGUCGAUGCGUUAAUCAAAGGACAAGAAGUCAAAUCCUCGAAGGGGAAGAACGCAUUAGACAUAGGAAUAGCAGUCAGUGUACUUACUGGAAGAAUCGACAAUUUGACUGUCACCACUAAACGACCCAAAAGAAUAAUUCCAGGUGAUUUACUGUUAGAAAGUAGCGAUAACGUCGAUAGAUUCGUUGAAUCGAGCGUCGUCAGUGAGCCUGUGGAAAAAAGUAUAUUGGAUUUAGAUGCGGAUAUUCCUAUAACGACACCCAUAGACUUGAGUGUUUCUCUUCAUACGUCUUUGAUUCAGCAAAGUCAAAAAGGUGAUACUACUGACACGUCUUUUUCCAAGGAUUGUUUUAACGUUGAGCAGUCUUCAGUGGAUGAGGAAAUUGAUGAAUUUACGCUUUUAGCCGCGAAGUCAAUCGAAGAGAAUACUGAAGUUCAAAAAAUAAGAGAGUCUGAAAUAAAUUUAAAACCUGUGAUACAAGAAUCGUGGUCUGCUUUUGAGGCUGAUAAAAAUGAGUCAGUUUUUGCUGAAGGUAUUGUCGAAGACCAAAUUGAUGUCUUGGAUCCGUAUUUAGACCAAGACGAUCCAUUUGAUACAAGUUUUGCUGAUGCUGUGAUUCCUGCUGUACAAUUUCAAUCUAGCAAGGAAGCAAUUAUUCUUGAAGACGACGACGAUUUUGAUCCACGAGCUGAAGAAGUCCGUGUAAAGUUAAAUAACAGACGAAAAUCAUCAGUUCGUAUUCAUUUAACGGAUCCUUCUGGUAUUCGAGAAUCUAUAACAUCCGAUGAUUUAAUUGAUAAAGAAGAUAAUCAAACUGUGCGUGACUUAUUGGGUGGAAGUACCACAGAUUUAUCCCAGCUAGGUGACUCUCCGUUAGAUCCAGUUGAUGUUAAUAAUUGUGAAAUAGAUCCAUUCGACACAACAAUUGUUGAUAAAAUUGUCGCCCCUGGUAAAGUGGAAUUAAAACUAUUGGAGCAAGAAUUAAUAAGUGCAAAUACUCCUUCAAUAUAUCGGGUACUAAGUGAUCCAGAUUUUGACCCGAGAGCCGACGAGCCGACGAGAACGGAACGUCGAGCAUCGCGUCCUGAAAACCUUGUUGUUAGUAAAAGUGUUGUUUUCAACGUUGAUUCAUCAGGCUCGGUUGAUUUAGACUCAAAAAAUAAGUCAGUAAAACCAGUCACACCGUAUUAUACUCGUGAGCUUUCUAUAACUGAAGACGCCAGUGAAGAAGCGGAAACAGAGGACAUCGUACCGGAUAUUUUAACUCGUACUCGAUCAGACGAAGACUUGGCAACGAAAGUCAAGUAUCAAACUAAAAGACGACAUUCAGAAUUUGCACAAUCAAAUUGUAAAGUUAUAAUAAAACCCAGUGACUUACUUCACAGCGCUGAAGCUGAAAUUAAGGUGAAAGUUCUUACUCCGUCAGAGCCCCAACGGUCGACCGUGGUCCCAGAUCCAUUUGAUACAUCGUUUGCGAGUAAUAUCGCACCUAGCAAAACUGAACUAAAACUCCUUGCCAAAGAGUUUUCUUGUGAGGAAGCAGAUAAUUUCGAGGAAAAGAGUCAAGAUCUUUUAGAUCCAUCUGACGAUAUAUUUCAGGCCAAAGCGUUAACACCAGAACCGUCAAACGCAAACAAGUUACCCGAAACAGAUUUUGACCCAUUCGAUACAUCUUUUGCCGGCGAUCUCAAUCCGGGUAAAACCGAAUUAAAUAUGAAUGAGCCAAGUGCACCGGCAGCCACAGAUGUGCACAAUCCAUUUAUGACAACAGAUACAGAAACAGAUGCGUUUGCCGGUGACAAUCCGUUUGCCGCUAGUAAUCCCUUCUCAGAUUUUGGGGGUGGAUACGAACCGCCAGCCGGGGAUACUGUACCUAUUGAUAUUUUUGGUGGUGUAGAACCAACAGGGAUAGGAGCAAAACAAUUUGAAGGAUUUACUGAAAACUCCGCCCAAUUGGAUAUUUUUACAAGUGGGCCGGAAGAGCACGAUCGAUUAGUCAAGCCAACUGAACUUGAAUUGGUACCAACAACGGCUGACCAACCAUUUUUAAAAGAUGAAGAAAUUCAGGAAGCUCCAUUGCCGGCCCGGCCUCUUCCACCUGAAACUCAGAAUUUAAUUCUGAGUGUAACUGGUCAAAUGGAAUUCACAAGUUCUCAUCUUCUGGAUCGAAUACCACCAACAAGGACUCCCAGCCCAGUAUCAGUGCGAGAUAUUCAUUCUCCAAGCCCGACUCCAGAACCUGAGCCCGCAGAGGAGCCACAAAGUGAGAAUUUCGAUAUCAAUCGCAAUAAGCCAGUGCGGCCACCCCCAGCUCGACCACCGCCCGCGGGACGCCCUCCGCCGCCACGUCCACAGCCCCCGCGGCCCCCCACCGCGCCACCUGUUCCACCGGCUCCUGUCGUUCAGCCCAUUCCAUCGAUGCAACCAUCACAAUAUCUUGAUGACAUUAAUCUUUUUGAUGCGCCCGUUCCAGCGCCUGUAAAACCCACUAAAGAAGCAAUAAUGAGCCUGUACUCAGCACCCAAAGAAGAAACAAAACAGAUAGAUUUCCUAAGUGAUGAUAUUGUAGACGACAUACCUUCCGAUGCAAGUCAUCAGACACCGCAGCCUUUUGGGGAAGAAUUAGUAAUUACUGCGUCUGUUUCUGGUCAAAUGGGAUUUGAAACACAGGAAAAAGGCGUAGCAAGCGUAUCCAGUAGUGCUGCUUUUCUACCACCUAUGGAUACAGUGACAGACACUGUGGCACCUAUGGAUUGCACAGAACCAACAUCAGAAGCGGCAGCUUACCCUACAUCCAAUACUUCGCCAUUUGCAGAGAACAUGAAAGACGAGUUCUCGUCUCCGCAAGCCUUAAAUGGUGACCGAAAUCCUUUUGAAAGUAUGAGCGAACCGUUAGAUACGUCGGAACCGUUUUCAGAACAUGAUGUAUUCGGAGUUAAAUCAGAAGAUAUUGUUAUGGCAUCUAGUGGUGACGUAUUUAAUGCACAAGACAACAUAUUCGAGCCGGUGUCCACGACCGAUAUGGAGCAACCCCAACCUGAUAUAUUUCCCUCAUCCCAAAAUUUUAGUGAUGCGUCUCAACCCUUUAGCGGAAAUGCUGAAGGAGUGUUCGAAACAAGUGGACCUUCACCGUCGACAGACGUAAGCUGGGGUGCGCCUUCGGAAGCAAUGAUGCAGGAUGCUUUCCCUAGAAGCCAAGAUGCUUUCGAUGCAUUUUCAGCAAAGUUCGAUGCAACGGCCUCAAAUAACUUAAAUUCAGGAGCAUGGGGCGAUGAUGCUACAGCAGAAGCCGCACCUGGAGGGUUUGAGGCUGAGGCGUUUGAUGCGUUCCUGAGCAUGGGCGCACCCCCUCCACCCGCCGCCACGCCACGCCUGGACCAUCAGGGUUCGCGAGACUCUACAGACGACACAUUCUCCGUCUUUAUCAGACCGAAAGAUAGCGAAACAAGUGGUGAAGAAACUUCAGUGCCAGUGCUGGCGCCGCCGCCGCGGCCACAGGCACUUCCUGAGUCACCGCGUCUCAACCCCUUCGAUAAAAGCAGCUUCGAGGUGCAACAGCGCUCAUUUUUAAUGUAUGACGUGAUUGCAGACCGAGGCGAUGCCGACGCAGGUAGUGGCGGUGAAACCCCUCCAACCCCGCUCUUCGAUGAAGAUGUAUCUCAGCCGCUAGAAGACUUUCCUCGUACCAAGUAUACGGGGCCAGGCUGGGAGAUGCAUUUGCGACAACCCAACAAAAAAAAAAUCACUGGGCAAAGGUUUUGGAAGAAAAUAUUCGUUCGCGUGACAUACGCGGGCGACAACCCUGUGGUGCAGCUGUUCAACGCGGCCGGCGACAAGGAGCCCUUCCAGGAGCUGCCGCUGCAGGCUUGCUACUCCGUCUCCGACAUCGGCGCGCAGCAGUUCGACCAGUUCGGCAAGAUAUUUACGGUCAAACUGCAAUAUGUCUUUUACAAAGAGCGGCCCGGAGUCAGGCCGGGGCAGGUGACGAAGGCGGAGCGGAUCACCAACAAGCUGUCGCAGUUCGCGGCGUACGCCAUCCAGGGCGACUACCAGGGCGUCAAGGAGUUCGGCAGCGACCUGCGCAAGCUGGGCCUGCCCGUCGAGCACGCGCCGCAGGUGUCGCAGCUGUUCAAGCUGGGCUCGCUGACGUACGAGGACGUGAAGCAGUUCAGCUGCUGCGUGGAGGAGGCGCUGUUCCGGCUCGCCGCGCACCGCGACCGCGCGCUUACCUACAAGAUGGAAGAGGUGCAGAUCACGGCGGUGGACGAGCUGUACGUGGAGCAGGACGCCGAGGGUUCGGUGCUGAAACAGAUCGCGCGCGUGCGACUCUUCUUCCUGGGCUUCCUCAGCGGUAUGCCGGACGUGGAGCUGGGCGUGAACGACCUGCGGCGCCAGGGCAAGGAGGUGGUGGGCCGCCACGACAUCAUCCCCGUCGUCACCGAGGAGUGGAUCCGCGUCGAGGACGCCGAGUUCCACGCCUGCGUGCAGCCCGACGAGUUCGCCAGCACGCAAAUCAUCAAGUUCAAACCUCCCGACGCUUGCUAUAUCGAGCUAAUGCGGUUCCGUGUGCGCCCGCCCAAGAACCGCGAGCUGCCGCUGCAGCUGAAGGCCGUGUGGUGCGUGACCGGGAACAAGGUCGAGCUGCGCGCGGACGUGCUGGUCCCAGGGUUCGCGUCGCGCAAGCUGGGCCAGGUGCCGUGCGAGGACGUCGCCAUCCGGUUCCCCAUCCCCGACUGCUGGAUCUACCUGUUCCGCGUCGAGAAGCACUUCCGCUACGGCUCCGUCAAGUCCGCUCACAGGCGCACGGGCAAGAUCAAGGGCAUCGAGCGGUUUCUGGGCGCCGUAGACACGCUGCAGGAGUCGCUUAUCGAGGUCACGUCAGGCCAGGCCAAGUACGAGCACCAGCACCGCGCCAUCGUGUGGCGCAUGCCGCGUCUGCCCAAGGAAGGACAAGGCGCGUAUACGACGCACAACCUGGUGUGCCGCAUGGCGCUGACGUCGUACGACCAGGUGCCGGCCGAGCUGGCGCGCCACGCGCUCGUGGAGUUCACGAUGCCGGCCACGCAGGUGUCGCACAUGACCGUGCGCUCCGUGUCGCUGCAGGAGCACGACGGCGACCCGCCCGAGAAGUACGUGCGCUACCUGGCUCGCCACGAGUACAUCGUGGGCAUCGAGCGCACGUCGGGGCAGGCGGCGCCGGCGUACGCGCUGGCUACGACUGGCCGCAACGCGGAGCCCGCGCCGGCGCCCGCACCCGCUCCCGUGCAGCCCGCGCCCCCCUCUUCGGACUCCGACUCCGACUGAGAGGCUACGGCGUAGACUUCUCUCACGGAAAACGAUCUCAAAACAAAUUAUAACUAUAUUUUUCAAUAAUAAUGUCCUUAAAAAGCCAUCGUAGGAAGAGUAGAAUAAAGUGAGGUUAUGAUAAGUUCACACACUAGUAUAUUCUGUAUAGUACAUGUAUACAUGCGUCGAAGUAGUGACGGCGUGAUAACGUAGCGUUUUCUAAAGACAAUUGAUAAAGAAAUGUACCAGGAACGCGCCUAAAUGUUUAAUAAAAGUUCUAUAAUAUACAUACCUUUACGUAAAUGUAAAAUAUAUCGUCGGUAUUUAACGUUUUCAUGUGAAGUAUUCAUAUCUACGUGACAUAUUGAAGCGCACCUGCAAAGUUGGAGAGCGUCGGCACGGGGCCUGGCUUCGCUCAGAGCAUAUCGAACCUGUACAUACGUGAGUGCUGGCCGCGGGAGACGCCGGCGCCCGCACUCUACCACUGGUGUCACAGAGGCCUUUAUGUUAGCUCGGGUCCGAGCUGUAUAAUAUAUUACAAUGUAAGCAAUAAUAAUAGUGCGAGUGUUUGGCGAGUGUCCGCGACAGUCGGGCCGGACGACCGCCGCCCGGGCCGCGCCGGCGCGGCGCAGCCGGAGGGACGAGAGGGCGAGCUCAUGUCUCAGCUUAAUCUUAGAAUGUUGAUCUCAUAUAUUUACUUUAGACAAAUGCAACAAUAAUAUAUUUAAAUAAAUAUAUAAAUUAACUAUGAAUUCAAAUAUACAUAUAUAAAGGAUAUAUCUUGUAAAAAUAUAAUAUUUAGUUAGUCGCGGUGUUUACUUUGAAAGUGUAUAAAAAAAGUAGUUAGAUGUUACGCUGUUAGGGAAUCUCAUGUAUAUUGUGAUUUCAUGUUUACGGAGUAGUUCCCAUAUUAUACUUGCAGCCCGUCACGCAGCAGUGUGUGUCGGCGCCCUGUCCCUGCACCACUGAUCCUGAGAGGGCAAUGUGAAAACUUCAACAAAAAUAUCUAUUUAUGUACUUAAUCUUAUUGCUACUCGCGUUACACACAAAUACUAUUAUGAUACGAUACUAUAACUACAUGGAAGUAUAAAGUGAUGUUCUAGCCGCUGUUGGAGAUGUGUUGUGCGUACUUAGUACCUCCGACUUACAUCGUGAACCCUGUUCUGUUGUGAAUAAAGUUUAAAUAUGAGCUUA